Molecule: messenger RNA, 189 nt
Organism: Entrophospora sp. SA101
Lineage: Eukaryota; Fungi; Glomeromycota; Glomeromycetes; Entrophosporales; Entrophosporaceae
Source: the annotation of a GenBank genome assembly
AUGAAUAUGAAGGAUUCUGAAGUAACUAAUGUUAAUGAGAAUAUUGACACCUUUGCUUCAACUGAUAUUAUUGAAAUCAGUGAUGAUAUAAGAGAAGAAAAUAGUACUGAAGAAUCUACAAGUAUAGCUGCAUCUAGAGUUAACCGUCAUGUUUCAAAUAAAGCUAAGCUUUGUCAUACACAUUUAUAA